Somion occarium is the source of this 2875-nucleotide messenger RNA. The record is from the annotation of a GenBank genome assembly. Lineage: Eukaryota; Fungi; Basidiomycota; Agaricomycetes; Polyporales; Cerrenaceae.
AUCGAGCUUCCAUCAAACUCGUGUUGUGCGCGUGUUCGCCUAGAUUAGACAGCGUAAAUCACAUCCAAAUGACUGGAUUUAUGCCCUUGACCUCUGAAUGUCACCAUGAACAGAAAAAACAAAGGCAAGGCUGCUGCCAACUCUAUGGCAAGAGCAGGCUCAGCUCAAAAGGCCGCAGCCACAGCAAAAUCUACACCUACUCCGCCAAAACCUUCACCUCCUGCACCCACUGUAUCUACUAAGCCCACACCUACAGCUACCAAGGCUUCUCCGCCACAGCCCAAAUCAAAUGAAUCAGCGAGACUCAGACAAGAAUGGCAGAACUUUGAAACGUGGCUCAAAGAUCGUAGACAAGAGAAGGACAAACGUCUCAAUGAGGCACGUUCCAAAGCCAAACUUUCUGGGAAUCAAAGCCGCUACCGAUCUUCUGCUCGAUCUGCGCAGAAUAUCCAGAAUGUGGACCUUGUUGCUUUGGAGCGUUCAUUAGACGAAGAAUUUGCUACCCAAGCUCGUACAGAGUGGUUGCGACGACUGGAUGCCAACAAUCUAGACGAAGAAAAGUGGACUGAUAUCACCGAUGCAGAGAUGCAGACGGUUGAGGCCACAUUCGCUCUUGCCGACUUCAGUGCUGUUGAAAAUGCUCGGCACGAUGCUCGUCACAGCUUAUCAGGAAGCACUUUGUCGGGCACACCGAUCAGUGUAACUCCCAGUCGAUCGUUCGGUGAAGACCCUUCGUGGGGCUGGAACGCCCACCCAUCAGUACUACCUCAGUCGGCUGCAGCUUCAGGCAGUGGAUUACGCCAAGAAAGCAAGCCGAAAGGCAGGACAGACCCGACCUCUGCAAAAUCUAGUGUACCUCCUGCGCCCGAAGAGAGCCUAUGGGAUAAGGUGAUGAAGGAAGCUUCAAACAAUUCAUCCAGGACGUCUGGUGGACAAACUGCGAGAACACCAGACGGGCUCAAACCUUCAAAGUCCGGAGCGCCUCCUGAGAGUCUUUGGGAAAUGAAGAUGAAAGGUAUACCUGGUACCUCUCAAAAUAAAACCGCAGGAAAUAUUCCACCGAAUCCUCCCCUUUCCGAUGAAAGCGAGAGUCUAUGGAUGAAAGUCAAUGGCAAAGGUGCCGCUACCAAGGAAAACGAGCCAGCAACGGCCGAUCCCGUUGUUCGAUACGAUAGGUGGGGCUGGCCGAUCGUUGACGGCCCCCAAGAGUCUAGUUCCGAAAGCUUGUGGGAUAAGAAGAUGAACGGGGGAGCCGGGAAAAUAUCACAGACUAACAAACCUGCCAAAUCCAGUCCGCUCGCAACGCAGGAACCUGAGAUUGCAGAAGCCGAUUUCCACAAUACCUUCGGUCUUCGCAGCCCCUCACUGGUUGAAGUGGAGUAUGGCGCAUUCUUGAAGACGGAUGAAAAGGGGCUGACAAACAAGACGAUGGAAGCGUCCAUUCGGGAGUUCUACAGCGACGUUGCGGAGAAGGAGAUUGUCCUUCGCAAGAAGUGGUCUACGGCAGCGACGGUGGAGGACGUUGCUUUGAGGAUGCAGUUGGUUGGGGAUUUUAUGAAGUCUGUUAAUCAGCAGGCUCACAGUGUUUUCGACGGAUGGGUGGCUACCCAGCUUGCCGCCGAAGAGAAGCGGAAGGCUGAACAAUUACGUACAACACAGGCCGCAGGGAUGAAGCGUACCCCCGCAACUACCACGCCUGGAGCGACUCCGGCCUCGCAGCAGCGUACUCAAACUCCUGAACCGACGCGAAGCAAGAAACAGGCAAAGAAAGCAGCUGCGACGGCAAAGAAAAAGGAGGUCGUGACCGCUGAGGAACCCUCUGUUAACAAUGCUUCCUCACCAGCAGAGCCACGAAAAGUGGAUGCUGCUCCACCCAGGGCUGCUACUCCAGGACUUUCCUACACCUCGAAAACGCAGAAUGGUCGUAACAACUUGUCUCCCUGGGCAACUAUGCAACAAAGAGAAUCCGCCUCCACCCCUUCUCCCUCCUCCAAUACGCCUGGCAAAACAUCCUUCCCACCACGGGCGACUACUCCGAUGCCAUCCAAGGCCCGGCGUCCGUAUCAAGCAACUGUCUCCGAUGACAUUGAAGAAGAACAGUCGUCAUCAUCCAGCUCGGAUGAUCAGGAAGAAGGUCUUACGACUCCAGAGUCCGAGAAGACCGAGGAGUCUUCUAGUUCAGGCGUGUCUUCGCCGUUCAACUGGAUGGGCGGUCAAACGGGGAAGAAUGGCAGUGCCAAUGCCAGUGCAUCGCGCGCGACGACAAAUCCAUUCGCUGCCUCAACUGCUCCGACAACUACCCGCCAACCCAAGGGGUUCAGAAGUACCGGACCACCGUCAACCUCGGCGGCGGCGCCCGCGGAGGAUGUUUCUACGAAGAUGCAUUUCUGGAUGCCUCCCAGUACUCGCGCUCCUGCUGAUGUGCCGCAAGAGGAAGAUGGAGAGGACGAGCUCUUCAAUACGAUUUCGAUGUACACGCAGACCGCCAAGGCGGCGGAUUCGAGGGCACGGGCAGGGAAGAAUGUGUACAGGUCUAGGUGAACAUCCAAUAUUGUUUUGUUUCAUAUUUAUGGCUGCUAGUCGUAUCGUCCGAGCUUUGGUCCUGCUUUAGGCCUUGCUUUCUUUGGGCUUUCGUUGACUCGAAGUUGAAUCAUUGUGAUUGUUUUCCUGGCUGUUUUGUGUUAUAUGCUCGCUUCUUCUUGUGCUCGAAGCACAAACGUUUCUCGGGUUACAUUAUACUCUUCUGUCCACUCUCCUUGCUAUCUUGGCUCCUGCUCUUGUGUUAUUCUGUAUUUCCUAGCGAUUCUGCUGUCUUUGUAGGUUACGACAUUUAACGACAAUGAUAUGAUUGCAACGUCCUUUUAUGAACCUACUC